Mytilus trossulus (common blue mussel) is the source of this 2401-nucleotide messenger RNA. Its product is annotated as protein slit-like. The transcript is spliced from 7 exons. The coding region runs from base 94 to 753 and encodes 219 amino acids. The record is from RefSeq and is a predicted model, not a curated record. Gene Ontology annotation, molecular function: protein binding. NCBI's taxonomy places the organism in Eukaryota, Metazoa, Mollusca, Bivalvia, Mytilida, Mytilidae.
CUCUGACAAACUUGACUAGUUUUGUACUAACUGUAAUAUACAAGGAUUGCAUUUUCUGUUUUUAUUGAGUAAUGAAAACUUUUCAGCAAAAGAAUGAAGAUUGAUUGCCUUGCCGUAGUCUUCCUCUUAAAUGGUAUUUCAAUUGACGCUUCUUGUCCUAACGGCUGUUCUUGUAAAAACUUAAUUGAAGGUUUAAAUCUGUUCUGCUACGGAAGAAGAUUGAAAUAUAUCCCAACUGUACCCAAAGAUACGAGCAAGUUAUAUAUGCACAACAACAUGAUAUCGACCAUAGAGAGCAAUACUUUCAUCAACAUGACAAAUUUAACAAUUGUGACACUUGAUAAGAAUAAUAUAUCUAUAAUAAAACAGUUUGCUUUUGUGGAUCUCCCAAGACUGCAACACAUAAACAUUAACGACAAUCAAAUAACAACAAUAGAACGAUAUGCCUUUGUUGAUACUCCGUCACUUUAUUUUAUGAAUCUCACCUCAAAUCCUAUCAACUGUGACUGUGGUGUGUAUCCCUUUUGGUCGUGGUUAAAUGAAAGAAAAUCUAUCAAUGUAGAAGCUACAUGUAGCAACGGGACAUUUAUUACUUCACUUGGAUCAAGUGAGCUGGAAAAAUGUAAUCCUGAUAAUUGCCAGUGUUUGAAUGACGGGGAGUGUGUUAUGACAGGUAGCGGAAGUGUAACUUGUAACUGUACUGAACCUUGGACCGGUGAAGUAUGUCAAGGUAAAUAUGGUGUUAUUGUAUAACAAAUAUGUACAUAUAAGUUAUUUUGAAUGGAUGUAGUCAGCAGUUUGCUCAUUUUGACUCUAAAACAUUUAAUUAGGUUCGAAACAUAAAUAGUAUUUAUCAUAUUUAAAUACUUACUGACCUCGGCGUCAAAGAGUUCUAAGUGUGUCAUCUACAGUAAUCAAAAGUCUCUAAAUUUUACUAAAGUAAGCAGUAAUAAAGAAGAAAAAAGUCAAUUUAGUUUGUAGUUUUUGUAAACUAACAUUAUAGUAUGGGUUGUAUAAAUGUAUCCUCUCUCGUUAUAAUGUAAAAACUGGUAUUGAAUGAUCCACAUACAUGUACAUCUGUAUGUGUAUCUUUCUAUGUGUAUGCACAUGCUUAAUUCUAUAUCAUAAAUCAUACUGUUAUAUGUAUAUAUAUGCUUAAUAAAUUAUAAACCAUACUGUUGUAUGUACAUGCUAAAAUCUAUAUUUUAUAUCAUACUUUUUUAUGUUGUUUUUUACAAAAUAACUUACAGUACCGGCUUUUCAUGUUUUUAUACUAUGUUACAAUUUUAUAUGAUUAUAUAUAUGCAAAUAUUUUAAAUGAUAUUGCCGUCAUUAUUGGAAAUUUAAGCCUACGUCUUCUGAUGUAAAAUGUCUUAUAAAACGGUGGUAAUCAGGAUUAAAUCCAUUUAAUGUUCACAAAAAACACAAAUUACCGUAGUCAUUCUUGUAUUCGAAUGAAUAUCUUGUCUUGCAUCAAUAUUAUGUUGAUGACAUUUGGUGUUUUAAGUUAAAUGCACAGUUAAACAAAAAAAGGUUAAUCUAAAAGCAAUAGGUUACAACAAAUUCGACCGUUUUGAAGUUCCAUAUUUUCAAUGUAUGGUAAUGUAUUUGGUCGUUGUUACUUGUAUAAUAAUCUUUUUGUUUUAGAAAAAGCGUUUAGGUUACAUUUUAGUCACUGCUUCAAAUGAUAUAUCAUGUAAUUAUCUUGCAAAUGUUUUCUUUCUUGUUAUUGAUUCUUAUUAAGAAAUGUGUAACGGAAUAAAAUCAAUAAGUUGGUCAUGGAAUGUGAACCAUGCAUUAUUCUAAUUGGAUCUUCUCUCGGAAAUUGUAAUUAUAAUCUAAUUGAAUUUUUUUAUUAUAUUUUCAUUUCAUAUAUCGCUGAUAACGAGACAAAACAGCUGUUAUGAUGACAAUUAAUUGGUUAUGAUUGAGGAGGAAUGGUCGAAUUUGUACAAUACAAGUAGUUCAAUUGAACGAAUGUUCAGAUACUGUACGUUAUGUUAUGCACUAUUAUCUUGUACAGUCGUUUUAUCGCACAGGAAACGAUAAGAUGUUCAGCACCAUCCAUGUUCUCAAUUAUUAAAAAAGUAAAAUAAGAACGAUACUGAACUCAAAAGAAAAAUUAAAACAAAAGGUCCUUUAACAAAUUACAAAAUAAAAAGUUAAACACAUCAAAUGAUUAGAAAACAGACACUUUCUUUCUUAUCAAAAGAUUAAUUGAAUCUCCUUUUAUAGCUAGAUAGUUACAGAAACCUGUAACACAAUCGGAUAACUUAAAUUCAUCAAUAGUUUGCAAUCUAAACUGACAAUGAUGAGAAAAUGGGUUGUGCUUUCUUUUAUUUGAUACAAUUUUAACAAAUGCUAAGUUUUAAUAUGAUGGUUAUGUAAUUUAAAAAUGAUU